UGUAGUUUAAAAAAACAACAACAAAAAAAAAAAAACUAUCAAAUAGAAAAUAUCUGUAUAAUGUCAGGCAAAAUAAAUAAAUAAAAUCCAUGGUCUAAUAAGUACUGUAAAGUGACACCCUGGCAAACAACCUUGACCGCCUGUGGGAGGAUAGGGCGGCCCACCAAUAGUUUGAGAACCGCUGUCCUAGACCCUGCAAAGUUUAUUUCUUUCUCCUUUAAAAAAAAAAGUAUUUAAAAUUAAUAAAGGUUACAAGACAUACACAGCAUCGUGAAAUUAACAAAAACAAGUUUGCACAUUUUUGGGGCUUUGUUGACAAAAUAAAUAAAAAAAAACAAAAAAAAAAAAACUAAAAAGAUUCAGUUGAAAAGAAAAGGAACAGAUAAAACUGGUUGUCUUGGCAACAUAGAGUUAUCUAGUAGGCAAAUGAUCCUCUGAGGUACAACACUGUGUCAUCCAUGGCUGUUGAAUCAUUCAUCUGUGUCGGUAGUAAUUGGGAAAUUUAACAUUCUACAAAGUUUGAAGAAAAUAUAUGACUAGAUAAAAUUCACACGAGCUUGAAAUAAUGUAUAUAUGAAUGCCUGCAGUAUUACAACUUUUUGAUUAGCUAAUUAAUUUUGAACUUUACAAAAAAUAAUUUUGAAAACAUGAUAAAUGGAAUGUCAAUGUAUCUAUCGGCUGCAGUAGCGUGAUCACGUGAUGUACUACUUCCGUUUUCAGAGCAUCGUGCAUCCCUCAUCUUUUGGCUAGUGUCCAUAAAAUUUAACAAAGUUGAUAAUGUUCUUUGCAUCUUAUCAACCAUUCAAUGUGUUUUAAGUGAUUGAUUUGUUACAUUUAAGGAUUUGUGUCAGAUAAAGAAAAUGAACGACUCAGGCUGUGAGGACACAGUGCCUUCAAUGGUCUGCAAGCUACCAGAAGAAAGUGAUGCCUCAAUGAGAGCUCGUUUGUUCACAAGUUUAAGCCAGAGCUUUCCCCACAGUCAGCUGUAUAAAGCUCUCCAUGGAGGAGAGGACAUAAACCUCAAUGGUGGGGACAACUCUGAGGACGACGAUGAUAGCCUCUACGGGGACCAUCUAUCAAACAGCUGCUUUGCUUCCUUACGCAUGGAUCGCAGGGACAGUGACGAUUUCGAUGAUGACCUCCAGUCCCUGGAGUGGCUUCAGAGUGAGGAUCUGCUGAAGAAUAUUGGUGGUGAAAAGUUAGACAAGGAUGAAGAAGAAAGCGGCGAGCAGAAAGAGAAUGAAGACAUUAAACCAGAUGUCAGUGCACUAGCAGAGCCCACUCGGCAGCAGCCUAUUGCAAUAGCACCGUUUCUUCCCAAGGAACAUGUCAAAAGCAAACCUCCAUACUCAUUUUCAUGUCUUAUAUUCAUGGCAGUGGAGGCAUCUCCACAAAAGAGGCUUCCAGUUAAAGAUAUAUACAAUUGGAUUCUUACACAAUUUCCCUACUUCCAGAAUGCUCCUACAGGAUGGAAAAAUUCUGUACGGCACAAUUUAAGUCUUAAUAAAUGCUUUAAAAAGGUGGAAAAGGAUAAAGGCCAGAGUAUAGGUAAGGGGUCAUUAUGGUGUAUAGAUCCAGCAUACAGACCCAAUCUGCUUCAGGCCUUGAGAAAAACACCCUAUCACCCAUACCAUCAACUUCAAAUGACAUCUACACAACCGCAAAACUACCUUCAGUAUCUGCAGACACUUCCUGGUGGAGGGCGGACAGUUCUUCCUUUAACUCAAAGACCCGUGCCAAAUACAGUUUCUCCACAUUUAUUCCCAUUUUUAAGUCGAAGGCUAGCUCAAACAUCUUUUGAUGUUGACAAUGAAAUGAAAGAUGUUGCUCAAACAUUAGUGGCAUUAAAAACUUCACACAAACUAGGUCCCACGGAUAAUUCAGCUGGUGAGGAUACUGGUCCAACAUGGAAACAUCAUAAAAGAACUAACAGGCGCACAUCUGUCCCUGUUGUUGUAACUGAACACCCUUACAGCGACCACUCUUAUAGCUGUAUUAGACUCAUUGAAGAUGAUGUUCCUUCUCCAUCCUCCUCUUCAUCUAUUGAUGAAGAGUACGACUUUGGUGAUGCAGAUGAAGAAUCUGACUAUCAGUCUGACAUGGAGUGGGACAGUGAUGACAAGGACGAAGUAGAUGGAGAUGUCCAGCCUCACAAGAGGCUCAAGAUUGAUCUCCAGGACAGUGAUGGGGAGACCUAUACUGUCAAGAAAGUCAUUGAGGAUGAAAGUGAAGAUGAUGAGCAGAAGAAGAUUCAUGAAGGGGCCAGUGCCCUUUUGAACCUUGCUGGACUCUACCGCAGCAACAGCAGCACAAGCAACAGUCCCAGUUGUGGAACUGAGAAAAAGAAAAUGGAGAGAACAUCUUCAAAGAAAAGAAAUUCUGCUGAGAACAAGUUGAAACUGAGUAAAAAGAAAAAGGAAGAGAAAAAACAAGUGGCUAGUGAGUUGCCAGAACCUUCAGGUAGAAAGAGUAAAAGCAAAAGGAAGAAUGCUGGAAGCAAUGGGAAAUAUGCCAGUGGAGAAUACUCUUUAUUAAAAACCAGUCGGACUCCAACUAAAGGUCGUAUCAGUAAACCAACCAAAACCUUAAAGUCUUCCACCGCAAAUUCAGAAACAAAUAAUUCAAUCCAAAACAAGGAUUCUGAUAAAGCCAAUAGCUUAACUUCAAAGCCAAAAUCUUCAGUGAAAACCAAAUCUCCAAAAAAAGGCAGUGAGAAAAAGAAAUUGAAACUUUCCAAAAACUUUGGCACCUCAAAGAAACAAACUGCUUCUUUAUCAGGAGAAAAGAGUGCUACUUCUGCUUCUGUUGGGCAGCCUCAUGAAAGUAGCACAAAAAAAAGUUUUCUUAAAAAGGGAAAUACUCCAGCUGUGGUUAGUGGAAGGAAAAAAAAGUCUCUUUCUGAUCCCUCUCGUAAAGUUUCAUCAUCUCGUGUGGAGGGUGACAGCAAUUCAAGUUCAAAGAAAGAUCAUCCCAAAGCUUCUGAAAAUGUUUCCAUCCAACCAUCCCUUGUAGAAAAGAAGCCAGCUGACCUUGGGGAAUUUUUUCAAGAAUCUGGGGAAUCCAAAUCAGUCAGUAGCAGCCUUGUGGCACACAUUUUUAAAACAGAAACACUUUCUCCAGCUGGUGAUGCUCCGGCUAUCACUUCCAGCAGCCCAAGUGAUAAACUGGCCAAUCAGAAAGACAAGUCUGCAACUGGAAGUAAACUCCCAGCAGAUGCAAAGUCUAAUGGAAAUAAAAGCAGUGCUUCUGGGACAUUGACAAUAAUAAAUGUAAGCCACAAAAGCCCUCACUUUACAAGGUUCUCAAAAAAGAAAGCCUCAAUGUCUUAGCACUUGUUUAUUCAACCAUACACCAGUGGAACAACUAUUUGGUCUUGCUCUGUGCCAAGGACCAUUGUCAAGCUACACACUUCAAUAGGAUACAAUUCUUCAUCAGCUAGUUUCCAACUUUACAAGACUGGUGUGGUAGUAUUUGGGUACCACAUUUGGCUCAGGACACACAGAUUGCCCAUCUGUUUGGUUGUUGAGUUACUCUGUAGUUGUACAAUUGUUGAUGCUAUGUUGGCAACUUAGUUCUUCAGUCACAUUCUGAACUGUUUUAGAAGUGAUAGUUUAUGGCAUUUACAAUAACUUGAAAUGUAAUUCAGUUUGUUCAUUAUAAACAUGAUCAUUAUGUUCAACUUUUGUUUUAUGGUCUCUUAGCUUUUUUUUUCUUUUAAUUUUGCUGUACUGCAACAACUAUUGUUUGUGGCAAAAAAAAAGUCAACACAAAUUAUCCCUGCAUUGGACUUGAAGACCACUCUGUCAGCAUUAAAGUUUACGUGACUGAACUUAUACAUUUGAGAUCAUCAGCUUCUAGACAACAAAACUGGUGGCAGGUAUAUCAACAAUGUUAUUUUAUUCAUAAGUCCAUUGUGUUGUUGUUCUGAGUUUUGUUUCUUGUGUGAUAUGUAUAAGCUUUUGUUAUUGAACUGAACACAAUGCACUAACGCUUUCACUGGUUUAUUUAUGUUUGUGUUAUUUCUCAAGAAAUGCAUGACAUUGCUUUGGAAAAUGUCAAAUUCAUUAAUUUAUAUAGCUCUUAUAAUAUCUGUAUAGUUUUUCUGUUUUGUUAUGCUAGCAUAGUUGAAAGUAAUGCAAAGAUUUUGGUUGUAGUCAUGUCUGUUUGACUAUAAAUGGAAAUGCCUACAUUUUGUUUGUCAUAUAACUUGUAAUAAAUGAGUUAAUGAACUGGUAGAUAAGUCAGUUUAAAAAGCAACAAACCAGGUUAUAACUAGCAAUGUUACUUUUAAAUGAAGUUUUGUUGUGUUAAGAUUUCUUAAGAAGUAUCUUUUAAAAUAUUGAAUCAAACUAGGCUCAGGGGUCAUAGGUAGUUUCUGCUAUCUCAAAAUGUUUUAAGAAAUUGCUAAUUUGAAAUAGUCUUUGAAUACGAGUUUAAACUUUUUAAAAAAUGUAUUUAAGUGCAUUUGUUUUUUAGUUAGAUAACUAUUUUAUUCUUGAGUAUAGUCAUUUGAAUGGACAGAAGUUAGAAAAGUCUACACACUAGUUGUGAUCUAAUUUCAUCCAUAGAACAUGUCAUUUUCAUUUUCAUUUUUUUUUAAAUACUGCCCAUAAUAUUCAGUUACUUUCCUUGCUUAUUGUGUGAUGUGACCAAAUGUUUUUUUACUGUUCAAUUUACUUCUAGGUUCUUAUCAGAAAGUAUUACUUGCUCUUGGUGCCUUAACAAUUUUAUAAAACUGUUGUUAACAAUUUAUUCAUUCAUCCAUUGUAAUGUAGGUCAAAUUCUCCUACUGAUUUGUUAGUGAGAAAGCUUUUACUUCAUGUUGGAUUGAAGGUGUUUGGCCAAUGUUUCUAUUAGUUGUUUUUUUUUUGUUCCUUUUUAGCAUAUAGACAAAAUAAUACAUGUACUUUAAUGAGCAAUGUGUUUUCAUAGCAUUCUUGAAUUUUGACCAAAAGAAAUGGCUGCGCUUUACAUUUGUGAACUUUCUGAUCUCUAGUACUACAGCCAGCUUUGUAUCAUCCUUUUGAGUCUAGUAGCUACAGUACUACCUAUAGGAAAACUUUAAAACUUUGUGGGUUUUUUGUUUUUUUUUACAAUUUCUUUUAAGUGUGAUGCAAUAGUCUUAGCUUGGCAAUAAUAAAAGAUAAACUAUUUUCAUGGCCUCCCAACACUGUUGUUUAUAACAUUUCCAUUGAAAUCUUCGGUAGUGUAAGACUAAUAGCUGAUUUCUUUUUCAUCUCUAGUAGAACUACAUAGGAUUCAGCAAUUAGAAGUCUCAACUAUUUCAAGUUUUCAGUUUAUAUUAUUUGUAUAAUAGCCAAUAAAACUGUUGAUUGAUGGCUUGCACAAACACUAAUGCAAUAUUUCUUGCUGUUUGUUUUCUUGUCCACUCAUCAGAACCUCACUUGUACUCUCACAGCUGCUUGGCAAUAACAUGUUUUGUUAAUAGUUGGUCAAACAAUGUGUUCAUCUUGAAAUAUUUUUUUUCAUGUCAAAAUCUAGUCUAUUCUUUUACAUGACAAUGAUGGAAAAGAAAUUUAAAAGCUUACACAUCAUUAAAGAUAUUUGGAAUUAAUAUGAUAUCACUAAUAUAAAAAGAUAGCGAUGAUAGUUUGAAAUUAAUGUGUACAACGAAUGCUUAACAUCGAUUGAAUAUGUGUCACUUUGUUGUAUGAACCAUCUGCUCUUGUUAUGUCAUUGGAGAACAUUCUUACAGUUAGUGAAUUGACCAAAAAAUUAAAAAAAACAACUCAGUUUGUAUGUAUAAAUGUACAUAGAACUAUUCUGCAAUGAAAUCUUUUUUUCUGUGCAUUUUGUGAAUAUAUAAAUAAUGUUUUCAUUUUAUUUGUGUUUGUCUCUGUACAUUAUGUCAUGUAUGACAAAUCUUGGUCCUGUUGUGUUUCUCGAGGCCAAACACUGAUACUACUGGAGUGUUGACAUUUCUUAGGGCAUUGUAACAACCCCUAAAGCAACAUGCUUGUUACAUUCAAUGACGAUGCUAGUGUACAUAGAUACUAAGCAAUAGAUUUAGAUCAACUGCUGUUUUUGUCUGAAAACAUUUUGUCACUGUCUUGAUUAGUUAAAUAAGUGUGUGUGUCUUAGUCUCAGAACUCUUGUGAGGAGCUCUGGUCAUAACCUCACACAAACCUUCUAAGAAAGAAAAAAAGCUUCAGUCAAGAAGAGUAGAUAGUUUUGUCCUUAGUUUCAUCUGUUUGUAAGCCAUAUAGAAAGGUUGUGUGUGUUGUGUCUUAUGUUUAGACUAACAUAAUCUGUUUAAUUCCUGUGAUACAAGGAAGGAACUGACCUAGUGCUGUCUAAAUAUGGUGGAAGUGCACUUUUUUUUUGUUUCAUUUAUGAACUAAUCAGAUUAUCUAUUUAACAGGUAACAAUUUAUGUUCAGCUCAUGUCUUGGUUUAAGCUAGUGCACUCGCUGCUUCUCUGGUUGCCAUUUUCAUUUAAUGUACAUAUGUCAACUUGUUGCACAAUGAUCUUUGAACUAGUGUGAAUGGGUGUGUCUUAUCUAUUUUUUAAGCAAGAAAUGUAUACAUUUGUAAUCAGUAUGUCAUUUCUUUAAUGACACUAUUUUAAGGAGCCUUCCUCAACUGUCUUCCAUGAACUCAUUUAUAAAGUCACCAAAAUUUUUCUUUGUUUUGGUCAUUUGUUAUGGAGCUUUAAUGAUUUUUUUUUCUCAUUUAUUGCCUAAGGAAUGUAAAAGCAAACUUAAAUGUAAUUAAAACAUACUAUGGUCAAAAUUAAUUACCCAGUAACACAUUUUAAACAAGCAUUUGGUAUUUUUUCAUGAAAAUUCUUGCAUAACAAACAUUUUUUUAAUCACAAAAAAUAUCAAAAUAGAGAUGGGAAAUGUUCUAGAAAAUCAGUCAAUUUUUUUAUACCAGUAUCUGCAUUAGUAGGAAGGAUAUGUAUCAUUUGGCUUACAGUACUAUAACUAAAAUUCUUUUUUCUUCUGAAGAAGGCAGAUUGAUAUUUUAACAGGCUUGAAUUUUUUUUUUCUAGCAGGAAAAAAAUUGACCAUUUAUUUCAAAUGUUUUUAGUAUCAAAUUUGUGUCAAAACUUUUCUUGUAUUUUUAAGGUGCUGUUAUUUGUGUUAUAUAAAUGUUUUUUAUUUAAGAAAUGGAAAAGUGUUCAGCUUCUUUGUGCAAUAGGCUAAUGUAAUUAGACUGAAUUAGGACACAUUGUUUAGAGGCUAUUGACUUCUUUGGUUCACUGUACAUUGUGUAAUUAAUAACUGAAUAAAUCUUUGUUUUCCUUUCCCUUA
Biomphalaria glabrata is the source of this 7276-nucleotide messenger RNA. Its product is annotated as forkhead box protein N3-like. Gene Ontology annotation, molecular function: DNA-binding transcription factor activity; cis-regulatory region sequence-specific DNA binding. Gene Ontology annotation, biological process: regulation of DNA-templated transcription. The transcript has 10 exons. NCBI's taxonomy places the organism in Eukaryota, Metazoa, Mollusca, Gastropoda, Planorbidae. The record is from RefSeq and is a predicted model, not a curated record. The coding region runs from base 861 to 3329 and encodes 822 amino acids. Gene Ontology annotation, cellular component: nucleus.